Molecule: messenger RNA, 1399 nt
Organism: Clupea harengus (Atlantic herring)
Lineage: Eukaryota; Metazoa; Chordata; Actinopteri; Clupeiformes; Clupeidae
Gene: tp53inp2a
Product: tumor protein p53 inducible nuclear protein 2a
Biological process (GO): positive regulation of DNA-templated transcription; autophagosome assembly
Cellular component (GO): autophagosome; nucleus
Source: RefSeq, a predicted model, not a curated record
GGUGUGUGUAAAGCGCUGAUUGGUCGGUUUAUCCUACUGCUUAGACAGAGGCUGUCCUAAGAUUGUUGUUACGACGAUCAGCUGUUUGUUAUUGUGUACUGGCCCGUCUGACAUGGAGCGAUUCUCUUGACAGAAGAACACUUGCCUUUUAUCAAGAGGGGAAAAAACAAGCUACCUCAUUCGACGAAACCGAGUUCUAUGGGUUUAAUCCUGCUAAUAUUUAAUUUCGUUUAAAAUCUGUUGGAUAUUAAUUUGACUGAAGAAGAUUCAUAUCCAAAGGCAGGCCUUUGGUGCAGGUUGCUUUAAACAACUCCAAACUUACCACACAAAACCCCUUCCUGCCUCAACCACGUCCUCUGAGGAGAAGAAGGAACUGAGUGUGAAUAACCUGGACAACCAACCAAGCUAACAAACCAAUAAGUGGACCAGAGCUGAACCAGAACCCCCCUCUUGUCCAGCAGCGAGCCCCAUCCAGACCCCAGUCAUGCUCCAGCGUCUUACAAGCCUCUUCUUCAGGAGUGCCGAUGACCCACCUGCGGUUCUGGUGGCCAGAGCUCAUGAGGAAGAUGAGGAGGAAUGGCAGCUCAUCAACAUCACUGAAGCAGAGGUCCCCAGUGGGUCGAGCUCUCUGGCAGAUGUGGCAAUGAACCAGCCCAGCCUACCAGUGUGUCUUCCCCAGUCUAGCCAGUCCGCUGAGGAGAGUGCUGUUAGCCUCAUGAACAACACCAGCCUGGCAGAAGAGGAGGUGCCCGUUCCACUCAGUGCCACAGGACGUCGUCUGGUCCGUGGGCUGGCCUCACAGGCUGGCGCUCUGGCUAAAGUCACACAGAUUAACCGCGUGCAGCAGGCCCAGGCGCGGGCGCGCCGCUGCUACUUUGGCCGCAACUGCAUCCAACGGCAGAACAGCACCCGGCAGCGGCUGCCCCGCCAAGCUUCACGGCAACACCCAAAGAUGCUGAACCAGCCAGGCCACCGCAACUUCUGCCACUGAGAAGCACCACACACACAUACAAAAACACAGCUUUUCCAGGAAGGAAGCUGUAAGAAGGUGCAUAUACACUCUAGAAGUCCUCACACACCAUUAGUCAGUAAGAUUUGCAGGUAGACACACGCACACACACAUCUUAACAGACAGUUUCACAAUGUUGGAAAUAAAACCCAGCUUCAAACAUUUCGGCAUUUUGCACAGUUCACAGUUGUUCUUUCUUGUUAGUCUGUUUCACUCCAAAACAUGCACUUGCUUGUUUAUAAAACAUGUAUUUGCUUGACUUGCUUGAUGUGAAAGAACAAGAAUUGUUUGAAACAUUAACCCUCAGUACUGUCAUAAAAUGAGAACUGGGACUAAAAGACAAGAAGCAAUUCUAAUCACAAAUCUGUCAAUAAAUCAUGUUAUACAGGG